AUGUUCAGAAACUGCAGCCGAGUACAUAUGUUUACAUCAAUGAUUGGACGGAUAUAAAUAGAGCACGAUGUAAAACAUCUGCCUGCCUAAUAAUCAUUAGAAAUGCAGGGAGAAUGUAUGCUCGUCAGUCAGUGGUUCCUUCCAGCUGAAAAGUCAAUGAAAUAUAGGAAGUGAAAACCUACAUUGGCGGUACAGGCAGCGUCCCACCUAUCGCGGCUGACUUCUAGGGGGACUCACUGGCCGCCAUGUGACAACUCCCUGCCGCCUAUGACAUUCAAGAGCACGGCACCAGGAGAGGUAGUUUGCAACUGCCUGCCGCUCAGGCAGUGGGGUUGUGUCGGCACACGGAGGUAGAGGAGGGUAGGGCUGAACAGAGGUGACUACAGUCUUGCAGUAGCUCGGGAGACGUCAGCAUAUGUGCAGUUCUGAUGCUCUAGAUGAGCUCUCAUUAGAGACGGGCGUUUAAAGACAUCGCACGGGAGCUUGUUCGGUGUACGGAGCUGCCGGACUUCCAAAACUACCCGCUCCGCCGACCUGCCCGCCACCUGAAUUUCUUACCCUCCCGUUCUUGUUUGGGUCGCACCCCCUCCGGAAUCCGCACAGAUGAUGAACUUUCUGCGCCGAAGGCUUUCCGACAGCAGCUUCAUCGCCAACCUGCCGAACGGAUACAUGACUGACCUGCAGCGGCCGGAGCCCCCGCAGCCCCCGCCGCCCGUGUCCCCGGCCCCCGAGAGGAGGCAGGCGAGCCAGUCGGCGGGAAGCAGUUUCUUCAGUUCCAUCUCCAACGCCGUCAAGCAGACCACGGCGGCCGCUGCGGCCGGCUUAACGGAGCAAACGUCCGCGGGAGCCGCCAAGAAAGCCAAGAUUCUCCUCAUCAUUGACGAGCCUCACACCGACUGGGCAAAGCUGUUUCGUGGAAAAAAGGUUCAUGGAGAAUAUGAUAUUAGAGUGGAGCAGGCAGAAUUUGCUGAGAUUAAUCUGAUGGCUCAGGCUGAUGGUACCUGUACAGUCGACAUGCAAGUUUUUCGAAAUGGCACCAGAGUUGUCAGAUCCUUCAAGCCUGAUUUUGUCAUUGUGAGGCAACAUCCCUACAGCAUGGCGGAAAAUGAGGAUUUCCGUAAUUUCAUUAUAGGUUUUCAGUAUGGAAAUCUACCAAGCGUGAAUUCACUAGAAUCCAUCUACAACUUCUGUGACAAGCCUUGGGUGUUUGCUCAGUUGGCGAACAUUUACAAAAGGCUGGGUCCAGAGAAAUUUCCACUGAUUGAACAGGUCUUUUAUCCAAAUCAUAAGGAAAUGUUAACCAUGCCAACAUUCCCUGUUGUUGUGAAGAUUGGGCAUGCUCACUCAGGCAUGGGAAAGGUGAAAGUAGAAAACCAUUACGAUUUUCAGGAUAUAGCAAGUGUUGUAGCCUUGGCAAACACCUACGCCACAACAGAACCCUUCAUAGACUCCAAAUAUGAUAUAAGGAUUCAAAAAAUAGGCAGUAAUUACAAGGCUUACAUGAGAACAUCAAUAUCUGGAAACUGGAAAACAAACACUGGAUCAGCCAUGCUUGAACAGAUUGCAAUGACAGAAAGGUACAGACUUUGGGUUGAUGCAUGCUCUGAAAUGUUUGGUGGACUGGACAUCUGUGCUGUGAAGGCUGUCCAUGGAAAGGAUGGGAAGGACUAUAUCAUUGAGGUCAUGGACUGCACAAUGCCACUGAUUGGAGAACACCAGGCUGAAGACAGAGAACUUGUAACUGAACUGGUUUUAGGCAAAAUGAAUCUAUUAAUACCAAGAACACCUAUUCCAUCACCUCAGAGACCUACUGCUACACAGCAACCACAGAGUGGAAGUUUGAAGGAGGCACAGACUCAACCAGGCUCAUUUCCUCAGCAGCGACCUCCACCACAAGGGGGCCCAAUACAACCCCAAGGACCACAUCCACAGUGCCAAGAUCAACUGCAGCAACAGCAUGCUUCUCAUGAGGGGCCACGUCUGCAAGGAGGUGUGCGUCCCGCUGGCCCCCCACCUCUGCUACAAAGGCAACCGAGCCAAGCAACACAGCAACCACAGACUGCUUUGCAAAGCCAGAGACCGCAAAGUCAACCAGUAAAGAGGCAGCCUGAACAAAAGAUGCAAGCACAGCCUCCGUUAAGAUCACAACCAAAGACUCCUCAGCAACAGCCACAGCCACAGCCCCAUCCCCAAUUAAAUAAAUCACAGUCUUUGACCAAUGCAUUCAACUUCACAGAAUCAUCGCUAUUUCGAUCAAAUUUAAAUGAAGAUGAAGCAAAGGCUGAAACAAUUCGUAACUUGAGGAAGUCCUUUGCCAGUUUAUUUUCUGAUUAGAAGAUAGUAAAUGCCCCAAAAUCUUGGAUCACCCCACAUAAAUGUUACACUAAGCUGCAGCGUACUAACCUCGGUGACUUUAGAAAAAAGUUAUUUUCUGUGCCCUAGAUUUAAAUUCUUCUUUUGUGCUGUUUGGAUAUUAUAAUUUGUACAUUGUAAGAUGUGACAAAUGAGCUGCUUUAGACCAGUUAGCUGCAAGAAAAAAAAAGUUAGGCAAAAAUCACACUACAUUUAAGUCAGUACUAGUGUGGUUGCUGAAUGGUUUCAACAGGGCAAAUAAACUAAACUUUAGCAUAUUCACUGUGAUGUUGUGAUAAGUGCACAGAGAUGCCUUAUGGUGAAAGUAACAUUUCUAUAUUUUAUUUCAUAGUGAAGUUUCAUAGUAUGAUAAUCAAUUAAAGUGUGCUUAUUUAUGUUCAGUUCCUUGCCAAGAUGCAAUAUUAGUUAACGAAGUGCUUUUGCAAGUAUCUAUACUAUGACAUAUUGGAUACAGUAUAUAUGUUGUGACAAAUUUACACGUUAUAUAAAAGUCAUCAAAAGUAAUAGAAGUGUACAUCAGUAUUACGUGCUUAUCAACUGAGGAAAGAGUAAAAAUUGAAUUCCUCUAUACUUGUCCUUCUGGAAACACUUUUCUCCUAGAUAUAACAUGUGUAAACAAUUGGAGUUAGUGUUAUAGAAUUACACAUUCAUCUUUACUUAUAUAUGUAUCUUAAAAUGUACUAUUAUAGAUUAUGUGUGUUGUAUAACCUUGUAUAUUGUAUUAAGAUUGCUUAAUCUCUUGCCAUACAACCUUGCAAAACUUGUCUGAACUCAAAACUGAGCACAUGUCUGGUGUACAUAUAUGCAGCCAAUAAAUAAAUAUAUUUGGGGAGAUAUUGCCAAAAAACAUAGCAUCACAACAUAAUGAAUUGUUUCCAUUAGAUUUCAUAAGUGCUAUUGAUGUAUAGAUACCAUUCCUUGAAAUAUACAC
Molecule: messenger RNA, 3304 nt
Organism: Hypanus sabinus (Atlantic stingray)
Lineage: Eukaryota; Metazoa; Chordata; Chondrichthyes; Myliobatiformes; Dasyatidae
Gene: syn2b
Product: synapsin IIb
Exons: 13
Coding region: 604-2334 (576 amino acids)
Biological process (GO): neurotransmitter secretion
Cellular component (GO): synaptic vesicle membrane; synaptic vesicle
Molecular function (GO): ATP binding
Source: RefSeq, a predicted model, not a curated record